AUGGCUUCAUUGGAGGCCAGCGGCCGUGCCCAGUGUCCGUGCACAGACCGAGCUCCUGCACCUAGAGGGGCCUCCACGUCGCCAGCCUCCUUCCCGCGGCCACCGUGGCUGCCUGCUCCUCCUCCUCCUCGUGUCCCCGCACCACCUGUCACUGUGGUGGCCGUGGCCGUGCCCGGGACGGUGUCGGAGGGCGGGGCUUGUGCUCUGCUCACUGCCAGCCUCGUGGAUCUUCUCCGCGGCUCGGCAGUGCGCGUGAAGACACGAGGCGAGGGUGGGCCGCUGCCCUGCCGGCGGCUUGCUGCUUGCUCCCACGGGACCCCGCCGCCCCUUUGCGCUGCGAGUGAUCCCGCCGGUGAGCGUGGCUUUGAAGUGACUACGCCGUUGGAGGGAGACGCGUGGUCAGGCCCCUGCUGCCGGGAAGCCUUCCUGGAGCGCCCGCCGCAGAGCAAGGGCGCGCCGCCCUCCUUCCGGCCCCCGCCGCCCAGACGGCCGCGCCGGCGUGACACAUCCAGGAAGGAUCUGAUCCGCACGCUGACGGGCUUCCUCCCUGGGUCCUGCCCACAGACGCCGCCGGUUGUGUUUGCCAAGUGCAUCAGCAGGAAGAGACUUGGCCCGCACGGCUUCCGCAUGGCACGGCCUGACCCCAGCAGGGCUGCAGGCCGCAUCACGGGCCCUGUAGUUUCCAGCGAGCGCCCACCCCUGUGUCGCCCCGGUGACCCAGAUGGGACCCGGGGCCCCCGGGAGAUGCUGAGCGCCGGCCCAGGGCCCCCAGCUCUCGUGCACUCUGAGGCUGACCAGACAUCUCUCCGCAACUUUCGGCAGGAAGGUGGCUGGAAGGGAGCCCCGGAGACCCCUGAGCUGGGCAGCAGGCGGGAGGAAGGCCAGUGGAGGGGAUGGGACGCUGGCCGGCACGGGGAGCCUGGGACAGCCCAGGCGGCUUCUGUGCAGGACCCCUGCCCCCCGACCAAGGGACCCCGCUUUGUGGACCUCCGAGUGUCCCCAGCUGGAGCUCCCCCUGGCCCCGGUGACACGCUGCGGGCAGAGGUGGGCACACGGGCCUGGGAAGACGGCCACAGUAACGUCAUAAUACGGCAAAACGCCGACAGCUCAGAGCUGAUCAUCUGGAACAAAGUACACAUGCCUUCUGCCGUGGCCUCGCCCUCUGGUGUGGCCUCGAGGCCCCUCGUUCCCGUGGCAACCGGCUCCUAG
This is a messenger RNA of Leopardus geoffroyi (Geoffroy's cat), 1209 nucleotides long. RefSeq names its product WAS/WASL-interacting protein family member 3-like. The record is from RefSeq and is a predicted model, not a curated record. The transcript has 9 exons. NCBI's taxonomy places the organism in Eukaryota, Metazoa, Chordata, Mammalia, Carnivora, Felidae. The coding region runs from base 1 to 1209 and encodes 402 amino acids.